This is a messenger RNA of Talaromyces atroroseus, 1854 nucleotides long. RefSeq lists its product as hypothetical. The coding region runs from base 1 to 1854 and encodes 617 amino acids. The transcript has 4 exons. The record is from RefSeq and is a predicted model, not a curated record. Lineage: Eukaryota; Fungi; Ascomycota; Eurotiomycetes; Eurotiales; Trichocomaceae. Gene Ontology annotation, cellular component: mating projection tip. Gene Ontology annotation, molecular function: phosphatidylinositol binding; protein binding. Gene Ontology annotation, biological process: conjugation with cellular fusion.
AUGAAGGCCAUCCGACGGUCUCUGAAAGGAGACAAAGAGUCCAAGUCGCACCACGUCUCCAUCACGCCCAAGUCCGCCCUCGCUAUUCUGCCGCCCAAAAAGGUCAUUAAAGCGCUCUACGACCACGAGCCCGCGCCCGGCAACACCCAGGAAUUGGCCUUUAAUAAAGGCGACUUUUUUCAUGUCAUAAGCCGCGAAGACGAUCCCGAUUGGUACGAGGCCUGCAAUCCGCUCGUCCCCAGCGCUCGCGGCCUGGUCCCCGUGUCGUUCUUUGAGGUUGUGCACAAAAACGAAAAGGAUCGCCAAAGCGGUGGCUCCAAGGACUCGCUCAAGCAAGAGCUUCACGAUUCCGGAUAUUCGGACCGCGUCGUCCAUCACGAGCGCCAAGAGUCGUCCACCAACACCACCACCAAACAGGCCGCCUUCAGGAUGUCUACGAGCAGCAAAGGCAAUGGCGCGAUGGUGUAUGGGGUCGUGCAAUAUGACUUCAAGGCCGAACGCCCCGAUGAGCUGGAGGCCAAGACCGGCGAGGCUAUCAUCGUCAUUGCGCAAUCAAACCCGGAAUGGUUUGUCGCAAAGCCUAUCGGUCGCCUGGGCGGGCCCGGUCUUAUCCCGGUUUCCUUCAUCGAGAUCAGAGACAUGGCGACGGGUCAGGCCGUACCGGACUCGCACGAGGCUGUGAGAAGAGCAGGCGUGCCGCGCGUCGAGGAAUGGAAGAAGAUGACGGCCGAGUAUAAGAAUAGCAGUAUUACCCUGGGGAAACUGGAUACGCACCCUUCAGCAGGCGUACAGUCAGUCUCAAACGAUAUGGAGAAGUUGUCCCUGAAUGGGAAUGGACAGGGUUAUCACUCAAGAUCUGAAAGCAGAGCCGGAGCAUAUCCUCAAACGGCAUACGCGCAACAAAUUACGCAACACCCGGUCAAAACGGUGCAGCAAGCUGCUCCUCCUAGCAAUCGGCUUCUGGCGCCAGUCUCCGCUUCUAUCCCGCGAUAUUGCUUUGAUCACGAUAAGUACUGGUAUAUCAUUGAGGCAAAGAUGGAGGAUGGAACCCACUGGGAAUUAUCGCGUUAUUACCACGAUUUCUACGAUUUUCAGAUAGCGCUAUUAACGCAAUUCGAGGAGGAAGCAGGCCAUAACGGAAGACCUCGGACGUUGCCAUUUAUGCCAGGCCCAGUGACACAUGUCACGGAUGCAAUUUCCAAUGGGCGACGGCAGAACUUGGAUGACUACAUCAAAAAGCUCUUAACAAUGCCGCCACAUAUCGCGCGUUGCUCUCUGGUGUGCAAACUGUUUGCGCCUCGCCCCGGCGAUUUCGAGAUUGAUCCCAACGCGAUCGGCGACACGUAUCGGUUCUCUGGCGAAUCUCAGCAAUCGUCCGGCCAAGAUGGCUCCGCUACCGACUCUCGGCAAUCUUCUCAGGCGCAUAUCAGUGCGUCUGCCACGGUAUAUGCGACUCCUAACGGGGUGCCUUCUACCCGCACAUCCCAUCAACGCCAACAGCCGUCUCUGUCUCAGCAGAAUAGCUUCGCUUCACAGUCACGAACAGAGCUGCAGAUCCCUCCUAUGAACCGACAGGCUAGCUCAUUGACGCAGGCAUCCAACACUUCCAGCACGCAUGCGAUGAAAGUUAAAGUUUUCUUCCAAGAUGAUAUUAUCGCUAUCCGUGUUCCCGGUGAUGUCAACUUCCAACAGUUGCAAGACAAACUCCGUGACCGACUGAAGGUCAACAGUGAAAUGGUGAUUCAGUACCGGGAUGAAUCGACCAACGACUUUGUCAAUUUGCUAAGUGAUCAUGAUUUGGACUCGGCUCUUCAGCGAAAUUCGAAGCUGACGCUCCGCGUUACAGUGCCAUAG